AUGCUCCCCCCUGAAAAAGAACAGGCGCCCACCUCGGCCGAGCUGGUCGCUCAGUCCCUUCCCCCAAAGAAGGACAAGGUCGGCUUGCUCGUGACGAAAGAGUUGGACAAGGCGAUUGCACGAUGUCGGGAGAAGGUGGAGAGGAUCUCGAGAGAUUGUAGGAAGAGGAAUAGGAGGUUUAGGGAUUUGAGCUUUGAUGUUGAGGAGGAUAGGGAGAGGUGUUUGCAUGGCCUAGCCACACCGCAGACACAGAGGUUCAACCCCUCGGACGUACUGCGCGCCGGGCAGAUAUUUGACAAGCCAGAGUUCUUCAUCGACGGCGUCACGUCGGGCGACAUCGUCCAGGGCGAUCUGGGAAAUUGUUGGUUCCUGAGCGCGUUGGCUACGUUUACGUGUUACCCGGAGUUGGUCGAGAAGGUAUGCGUCAAGCGCGAUGAAGUUGUCGGCGUCUAUGGGUUCAUCUUCUACCGAGAUGGCGGAUGGGUGGACGUGAUUAUCGACGACCUGCUCUACGUCAACGUCCCUAAGUACGAAUCGCUCACUCAAAAAGAGCGUAACUUGUACCAUAAUGACAAGGGAUUGUAUAACAAGACGGCGAGGAAGGGAGGGAAGACGCUCUAUUUUGCCAGAUCGGGGACAGAGAACGAGACUUGGGUCCCUCUCAUCGAGAAAGCAUAUGCGAAGCUACAUGGAGAUUACGCAGCUCUCCUCGGCGGGGCGGCGGCUGAAGCGCUCGAAGAUCUGACGGGCGGGGUGUCCACCUUGAUUCAUAUGAACGACAUCCUGGACAUCGACGAGUUCUGGCAGAACGAGCUCUUGAAGGCGAACGACGACCGGCUUUUCGGCUGCUACCUUUCCGGCCUAGAAGCGCCGGUGGAUAGCGACGACGGGAUCCCGACCGUGAAUGGGCUGAUCGUCGGUCAUGCGUACUCUGUGCUGAGGGCAAUAGAACACAACGGGCGACGGUUUGUGCGUGUGCGAAACCCCUGGGGAUCCAGCGAGUGGACGGGCGCUUGGUCAGACGGGUCAAAAGAGUGGAAUGGAGAGUGGCUCGCUGCGCUGCCUGCGCUCAAGCAUACGUUUGGAGACGACGGCGAGUUUUUGAUGAGCUACGAGGACUUUUUGAGCACAUUUUGGGUUGUGCAUCGCACGAAGGUGCUCGACCCCACUUGGAAGCUGAGCAGCCAUUGGCUCGAGGUCGCAGGGAGGAAGUUCCCCGCGACUUGGAAUUACGGUGAUGUGUCUUUCACUUUCACCAUGCCCAAGUCUGGUCCGACGAUCGUCGUUCUCACCCAGCUGGACACUCGUUACUUCCGCGAGCUCGCUCCCUGGACGCGAUGGAGUUUUGACUUUGCGCUGUUUAAGCGCGGGGAAAAGGAUGUCGUCGCUGUAUCGCAUCAUGCCGCUAUCUGGACGCGCAGCGUGAAUAUUGAACUGGACCUGGAGGAGGGGGAAUAUGUGGUACAUGUUAGGUUCGACAGGCGGAUGGAGAAGAACAAAGACUAUGUGUCCGAGAACAUCUCUGGAUGGAAUCCGAGGAAGCUUACGCGAGUGCUCACAGAAUGUGCCACAGCUCAGAUGAUUGCCGUCAACUUUGAUCCUAACGACUGGGGUCAUCAUCAGCUCCCUAUACCGUUAGACCGGUAUGCAGGGUACGACCUCUCCGAACUCGAAGCCCUCACCAUGGAGAAUGCCAUAAAUAACAACGAGCCUGAGCCUGAGCCUGACACUGAGCCGGGUGCCGAAGACGAAGGGGAGGAUGGAGAGCAGGAAGAAUCUGGACCAAUUGAUAUCCCGAAUGGAUUCAGAAUGCCUGAGUCCGACAAGGCGGAUCGAGGAGAUGACCCUGUGCCGGAGGAUGUACCUGGCGUACCAGAUGGUGAUGCUGAGGGAGGGGACGGGACAGAGGACGAAGAUGUGGUGGAUGACGUCAAUGGGGAUAUCGUGGUACCUGAAGUUAUUAACCCCCCACAGAACGGACCCAGCGAUUCUGUCGAAGACCUACACAAAACCGACCAAGAGCCCGAGGCGAAUGGCGAGGCCCCGAACAACGCUGAAAACGAUCAGCCAGGCCUAGAGGAGCCGUUCACCAAGCCACUGGAGGACAAGGGGCUCGCGGCAGAGUCUCUGAUCAUCUAUAAGGAGGUAAAUGGGUCCACGGGAGGAGGGUUUGAACUCGGAGAAAGCCCGCCGGCGCCCCCGAGGAUCAUGAUAGAACCGAGGGUGAUGCCUGUUCAUGAGGGGACGCGGUGUGAUGGGUGUGGGGAGGUACCUAUUGUUGGAAUUGCGUACAAAUGCCUUGAAGUUACGUGCCCGGACUUUGAUCUCUGUGCAAAAUGCUACAAAACUGGGUUCACAAACGAGGUCCACAAGGCUGGGCACAAGCUCAUGCCUCUCCGUCCGGGAGACCGCCUGAAGCUACAGGACGCAGGAAACAGCGAGGAUGAAGACAGCAUCAUCGUCGGGCUGAAAGUGUUUACGAAGGACUGCGGACCGACGCCAGUGACGGUGAAGGGACAACUAAGGCACGGCAAGAUCAUUUCGUGGAAACGGCCAGAGGAUGAUUAGGCUUAAUCAUUUUGGUCGAAGGUUAGCUGCUUGAACGUUCAUGGUUUGGGACCGGGUUGCUGGGUUCAGGAUUACUUGCACAUGAACGGACAUGGCUCAUGUUGUCGAGAGGCGGACUACAUUAUCUUGCAUCGAUCGUCUUGUCGUACAUACAUCGGAAUGAUAUUACAUCUGUCCCAG
Molecule: messenger RNA, 2748 nt
Organism: Dacryopinax primogenitus
Lineage: Eukaryota; Fungi; Basidiomycota; Dacrymycetes; Dacrymycetales; Dacrymycetaceae
Product: cysteine proteinase
Exons: 13
Coding region: 1-2568 (855 amino acids)
Biological process (GO): proteolysis
Cellular component (GO): cytoplasm
Molecular function (GO): zinc ion binding; calcium-dependent cysteine-type endopeptidase activity
Source: RefSeq, a predicted model, not a curated record